This is a messenger RNA of Lemur catta (Ring-tailed lemur), 7084 nucleotides long. RefSeq names its product sterile alpha motif domain containing 4A (gene SAMD4A). Gene Ontology annotation, biological process: nuclear-transcribed mRNA poly(A) tail shortening; negative regulation of translation; regulation of mRNA stability. The transcript has 13 exons. Lineage: Eukaryota; Metazoa; Chordata; Mammalia; Primates; Lemuridae. Gene Ontology annotation, cellular component: P-body. Gene Ontology annotation, molecular function: protein binding; translation repressor activity; mRNA binding. The record is from RefSeq and is a predicted model, not a curated record. Bases 635 to 2791 code for a protein of 718 amino acids.
GCUCAGUUCUCCGUGAGCCGACACUGGAGACAGCAGCAGCGGCGGCUGCAGCGGCCCUGACCCGCAGCGCCUCACUCUCCCUGCGCCGCCCGCCCCGACGGCAUGGCCCGCGGCCCGGGCUCCGGGCGUCCCCAUCCCCGCUGAGAGCCGCCGCGGCCCUGGACCCGCGCGUGGGGCCCCGAGCCGCUGGGAUGAGCCGCACCGAGUGGUGAUUGCCGCUCGGGAAUGCGGGUGUGAAGGGUCCGAGCUACCGCCCAGCGGGGAGGAGACCCCGGGACGUCGGAAAUCACCAUCCCGAAGCUGCAAGACGGGGAAAGAGAGAGAGCAUUCUUCAUUCAGUUGUGUGCCUUGUGGGGGAUUUUUGAAAAGUCGUUAUUUUUUUUAAAGAAACAUUUCCGCGCUACUGUCUGUCAUCGUCUCUGGGGAAAUCAGCCAGAACCACCGGGACGUAACUGAAACCAGACGAGAGAGGCAGGAGCCGAGGCAGUACCUGCAGCGUCCGGGCACUAGAGCCACCUUGGAACGGGAUCGCGUCUCCGGCGGCCGCGGGGCUGCGGCUCCGCCAAACUUUGGGGCGGGCGGACCGGGCAGGGGCGCCCAGGGGGCUCUGUAGACCGAGGGCGGCCCCCUAACCAUGAUGUUUCGCGACCAGGUCGGGGUGCUGGCGGGCUGGUUUAAGGGCUGGAACGAGUGCGAGCAGACUGUUGCGCUGCUGUCGCUGCUCAAGCGCGUGAGCCAGACCCAGGCCCGCUUCCUCCAGCUCUGCCUGGAGCACUCGCUGGCCGACUGCGCCGAGCUGCACGUCCUCGAAGGAGAGGCCAACAGUCCUGGAAUCAUUAACCAAUGGCAACAGGAAUCCAAGGAUAAAGUGAUUUCCCUCCUGUUAACUCACCUGCCUUUGCUGAAGCCAGGAAACCUUGACGCAAAAGUAGAGUAUAUGAAACUGCUGCCCCAGAUCCUGGCACACUCUAUUGAACACAACCAGCACAUUGAGGAGAGCAGGCAGCUGCUGUCCUAUGCUUUGAUACAUCCGGCCACCUCGUUGGAAGACCGCAGUGCUUUAGCCAUGUGGCUGAAUCACUUGGAGGACCGCACAUCGACCAGCUUUGGUGGCCAGAACCGAGGCCGCUCGGACUCUGUGGAUUAUGGGCAGGCGCACUACUAUCACCAAAGACAGAACUCCGACGACAAGCUCAACGGGUGGCAGAACUCUCGGGAUUCUGGGAUUUGCAUCAAUGCCUCCAACUGGCAGGACAAAAGUCUGGGAUGUGAGAACGGCCACGUGCCCCUCUACUCCUCCUCGUCUGUCCCCACCACAAUCAAUUCGAUUGGAACCAGCACAAGUACAAUUCUCUCAGGCCAGGCACACCACAGCCCUUUGAAACGAUCUGUGUCCCUUACCCCACCCAUGAAUGUGCCAAGCCAGCCUCUAGGACAUGGAUGGAUGUCUCAUGAGGACUUACGAGCUAGAGGACCUCAGUGCCUCCCAUCCGAUCAUGCCCCCCUGUCUCCACAAAGCAGUGUAGCCUCUUCAGGAAGUGGUGGCAGUGAACACUUAGAAGAUCAGACCACUGCUCGUAACACAUUCCAAGAAGAAGGUAGUGGUAUGAAAGAUGUUCCAGCCUGGUUAAAAAGUCUCCGCCUGCACAAGUAUGCUGCGCUUUUCUCCCAGAUGACCUAUGAGGAGAUGAUGGCCCUCACCGAGUGCCAGCUGGAGGCUCAGAACGUUACCAAAGGUGCAAGACACAAAAUUGUCAUCAGUAUUCAGAAGCUCAAGGAAAGACAAAAUCUCCUGAAAUCUUUGGAAAGGGACAUCAUCGAGGGGGGCAGCCUGCGCAUCCCACUCCAGGAGCUGCACCAGAUGAUCCUGACGCCCAUCAAGGCCUACAGCUCCCCGAGUGCCACCCCGGAGGCUCGCCACCGGGAACCGCAGGCCCCGCACCAGCCCUCGCUGAUGGGCCCCGAGAGCCAGAGCCCCGACGGCAAAGACAGUGGUGCAGCCACCGGUGCCACGGCCACCCCCUCGGCUGGGGCCAGCGGCGGGCUCCAGCCACACCAGCUGAGCAGCUGUGACGGGGAGCUGGCUGUCGCCCCGCUGCCCGAGGGGGACCUUCCCGGGCAGUUCACACGCGUCAUGGGAAAAGUGUGCACUCAGCUCUUGGUCUCCAGACCUGAUGAGGAAAAUAUAAGUUCCUAUUUACAGCUCAUAGACAAGUGUCUAAUUCAUGAGGCAUUUACAGAGACACAGAAAAAAAGAUUGUUGUCAUGGAAACAGCAGGUGCAGAAGCUCUUUCGGUCUUUCCCUCGGAAAACCCUUCUAGACAUAUCAGGAUAUCGACAGCAAAGAAAUCGCGGCUUUGGGCAGUCCAACUCCCUCCCCACGGCUGGCUCUGUGGGCGGCGGCAUGGGCAGGCGGAACCCGCGUCAGUACCAGCUCCCCUCCCGGAACGUCCCUUCCGCCCGCCUGGGCCUCUUGGGCACCAGUGGAUUCGUCAGCUCCAACCAGCGCAACACCACAGCCAACCCCACCAUCAUGAAACAAGGAAGACAGAACCUCUGGUUUGCCAACCCCGGGGGCAGCAACAGCAUGCCCAGCCGCACCCACAGCUCAGUCCAAAGGACCCGCUCGCUGCCUGUGCACACUUCCCCGCAGAACAUGCUGAUGUUCCAGCAGCCAGAAUUCCAGCUUCCUGUGACUGAACCUGACAUCAACAACAGGCUGGAGUCCUUGUGCCUCAGUAUGACCGAACACGCCCUGGGAGAUGGGGCGGACCGGACCUCCACCAUCUAGAAGCUGAAGAUGAGAGUGACCGCGCUGGCCGUGAAAUCGACUGCUGCGGGUCCAGUGUCAGCCAUCUUCAGGGUUGCACAGAAUCCUUCACGACGCUUUGCAGCCUCUUUUCCCCUGGUCCCUCUCCCAUUUUGAUUUUGUGAGCGCGUAGGUCAUCCUUGUAAACGUAUCAGUAGACCCGGGAUUGGUUCUUUUGUCGUUUGUUUCUGUCAUGGGAUGGUUUGGUGUGUGGGGUGGGGAGGGGUCUCUAGGGAAACGCGGGACUGGGAGGGAGGAAGGAAUGCGGGUGGCCUCCCGGAUGGAAAGGGAGAGUAAGCACUGCCCGAGAGAGAGGCGACACACAGGAGGGAGGUGGGAGCCUUGCCAAGAGCCCGGCUGCACAGGCGGCCAUAGGGGGCCGCGUGACACACGCUUCCCAAGCAAGACGGCGGCUCACCCUUUAUGCCCAGUCUGAUCCCGAGUGGAUGUCCCCGAGGCCUGGCCUGAAGCAGCCACAGGAGAGGGCCCCAUGGCAACGGGGCGAGAAGGAAGAAAUUCCCUCCAGCAAAACUUUGAUUUGUGUAUUGUUUACAUGACAAUUUUAAAGGGUACAUAAUGUAUAAAAAGUUUGGGUAGAACUUCUCUACAUACUACGGUUUUUGUAAAGGAUUUGUUGUUACGGAUUCAUUUUUUUUUUCCUCUAUUUUUAUAAUAGCAGCAGGGAUGUGUUUUAAAACGGCUGCCAAGCUCUGCUUCUUGGGAAGAUGGAUGCAGUCACAUUGGCCUGAGUUGUUCGUCUUUCGCCAGUAGGCGGGCAGAGCGUGUGGGUGGACACAAGGGCCACAGACGUGGCCAGAACGAGCGUGGCAUUGGGUGAGGGCACAAGGAUGAUGGCACCGUGUGAUAGUUAGGGGUUUUGCUCGCAGGUCACCCAGGGGGUCUAAAAGAAUCCCACCGGCUCUUUCUGUGCUGGAUUUGCUUCUCACCAAGAGACCUCUCCCCUUCCCCCCUGGCUGUGGGGCUCCACCCUGUCACUCCAGGCUUGCUCCACAUCCAGACAGGUGGGUACGAGGCAAGGUGGAGACCAGGCCAGGAUGGACGGUUUCCCCUCGUGAGAGGUCUAAUACCCAGACGAUGAGCUCAAAACAUUUGCAGUGGGGUCACUGCUGAGGAAGAAGAGGAGAGAAAGGUCCAGCAACAGUGUAUAAAAGGUCAGUCAGCAAGUGCCAGAGAGAGCAUGCAGGGAGGUGUUUGGUCCAUGUGGUACAGCCCUACCGUCCCAGGUGGGCAGUGAAAGAAGGCAUAGGAAAGGUUAGUUUCACAGUGGAAACAAUGGCCCUAAUCCACACAGUAUAAGUUACAGAUUUACUAGGUUGUUGGCCGAUUUAUCCAUCCACACAGAGGGGAGAAAAAAAAAAACAUUCAUUACAUGGUGAGAGAUUAACAAACUAUGGUACCACGAAGUAAUAGCUCUAUUUCUUAAGGACAAGAAGGGCUACAGUUCAGAAUUUGAUGCGGUGGAGGGUAUUAGGCAAAAUCAAAGAGAAGUUGUGCUCUGCACUGGAAAAUUGGGUUGUGUAAAUGGCGGUACGGACGCUCAGCCAGAGGCGAGAUGAGGGAGAUGGUAUAAGGCCUGUUUGUCAAAUGGAUGAGUCUGAUGGGUUUUUUGUUUUGUUUUGUUUUGGGUUUUGUUUUUAAUGAAGUCAGUUGAAAUUAAAGAGAUCAGACUGUGAAAAUCACUGCACUCGUUUAUGGGCUUUUUGGUUUUUUUUUUUUAAAGCUAAUGAAGUACGUACAGAUUUUUAAAGCCUUAAUGAAAUCUAAACAACUUUGUUUUACUUUCAAAAUUAAAAAUGUAUACCCACCCAGUCUUAGAUGCUGCAACAGGGGUUCUGAAGCCCUUUGCAGUCUAAAAAGAUGAGAUCAACGUAACUCUAGAGAAUCUUUCGUGAGCAGAGGAGGCUUGGAUCCAGUUUCAUGCAUUUCAUUAAAAAAAGGUAUAGACCUCUCCUUGGGUAACUGAGUUCUAAAGACGCAAAUCCAUGCACAGAAAGAGACAGCAUUUCUUAGUUGAUUAUUUUUAACCAAGUGCCAUUAACAUUCAUCCCCCACAUCCCUUUUCUAAACAAGCUCAUUGUGACUUGGGGAAUGUGUUGGGAUGGAUGACCACAUACAUGUGAGGCAGGAAGAAUAGGUCAAAUGUUGAAGGCCAAAGGUAAGACCAGAGGGUUUGUGAAUGUGUUUUUUGGAUGCUGAGAAAGUGAUAUAGAGGAGAAAAAACAAUGGUAUUACACACCUUGUUGAGAAAGAAGAAAGCAUUCAGAUCUGCUGCAAAACACUUAUCUACAAAGACUCGUGUUAUUCAGAAAACAGAUUGUGAACACAAUCACAUUAGCAUGAAUCCUUUAAAAGGAAGAAGACCUUAAAGUAUUUGCAAAUCUGAAUUUCUAUUUAUUCCUUCACUGAAUAUAGAAACAAUGGUUAUCUGAUUAUUAGAGAUAUUAUUUUGGAUAUGUUACUUAUUAACUUGCUAUGGCUGGUAACCAUGAUAAAGUCUGUUAUUAAUAACAACAUAAUUCUUUUUUUAAAAAAGAAAAGCUUAUUUUUCAUUGACUAUGUAUAGAUUUAUCUACUUAGUUAUGUUUUGCUAUUAGUGUUUUAAUUUUUUUUUAAGUUGAGUGUUAGGAUAAAUUUUAGGAGCCUGUUCCCACGUCGUUUUGAGUCCUGUGUUGACUGCAGGUAUACAGCUCAAUUUAAAAAUCCUAAAUCAAAAGAGUAUUAUUUAUAAAAGAAUCAAACAGUUGCACGCAUAAGGCUGUGAAGUCGGAUAUUUAGUAAUAAAGCGGCAGUGCCUUUUUUUGUAUUUUUACCCAUUGCCCCCCAAAUGCAACUGUUUUAUAUUAAGUAAAUAGCAAAUGAUUUAAAAAUCUCAGAGUAAAAUCUAUUUCACUACAUGUUUUCCCCCUGUGUUCUGAUUUAAGCAGUGUGUACUUGGCAUCUCUACACUGUCCCAGGGACGGUGGUGUUCUACAAUAUUGUUAUCAUGUAUGAUGUUUUAUUGGUGCUUUUUAUUCAUAGUGGUUUCUUACCAGAAACAGUAGGAAGAAACACAUGAACUGUGUACAAGACAUGAAACAUUGCUGCUGAUAUGUUUUUUCCACAUGCUUUUGAGUUUCACUUUUUUAAAUAAGAGCCAGCAAGCAAAAUAGACACGCUGGGUCUGCCUGCCGAGGGCGGCUGUGUGCGCCAAGCCUUCAAAUCCUGUGUGUGGAUGGUCCCUUUUUGGUACCCAGGAUUUGAGCUACAGCUGGGCCCUGUCUCUCCCAUUCAUUAGAAGAGACACUGAAGGAAACAAGGGUUUCUUUUGAGGUGUCCCUGGCUGCCUUUUACGAAAUGGGAGCCUUCUCUGGGUGUUUUGUUCUUCUGCACCUCUUGUAGCUACUGCCUGUGCAAGGUUUGUAGAUGUGUAUUCCCGAGGAGCCUGGGCUGGGGGCCUGCAAUGGGCUGAAUGCAUAGACAUGCAGCAAGAAGGACGGCGAGGGGAGGCAAAGCAGGCCCCCACCUCACUGCCCCGCUGGAGAGGUCUGCAGCAGUCAGCUCCAGCUCGGGCACGGGGAAGCAGCCUGACCAAGGCGCUGGGGUGUACCUGUUACAGGAAAAAUCUGCAGAAGGAUAAUUUGCACAUGGAGCUGUGAUAACACUAAUGUUGAUUUUUUUUUUUACAAGUCAUCAGAGAUGUUUGCAAAGUGAGUUUUAUUUUUUUGUAAUUCCUUUAUCUUUACUUAAAGGUGAAUGUGUAUUCCUCUGGGAGGAAUAGGAAGAAAACAGGAAUGUUAAUAAUGUCAAACAGAAGACUUCCUCCCUUAUUAAUAUAUAACCCUCAUGUAUUUAUGCCUAAUGUAAGCUGACUUUUAAAAAGCUUUCUUUUGUUGCAUGCCCCGUGCAGGCAUCCGUAUUGUACAUGCAUGCCUCUCGUCCUGUUUUCCUGUAUAAAGUUAGUGAACAAAGAAAUAUUUUUGCCUAGUUCAUGUUGCCAAGCAAUGCAUAUUUUUUAAAUUUGUCAUAUAUGGAAAGAGCAUGUUUGUUACAUGUAAAAGCUUUACUGAUAUACAGAUAUACUAAUGUUUGAAGAUGCUGUUCUUUGCAAGUGUACAGUUUUCAAAUGUUGUUACCAGUGAAACACCCUUGUGGUUUAAACUUGCUACAAUGUAUUUAUUACUCAUUUCCUCCCAUGUAACUAAGAAUCAUGGCUAUAUUUCAUAUCAACGUUAUAUUGAAAGUGAAGGGAAAUGAUUAAUACAAGGUUUUGUAACA